Molecule: messenger RNA, 1059 nt
Organism: Closterium sp. NIES-67
Lineage: Eukaryota; Viridiplantae; Streptophyta; Zygnematophyceae; Desmidiales; Closteriaceae
Source: the annotation of a GenBank genome assembly
AGCAUUGAAUCCGCCGCUCGCAUUCCCCGUUGAAUUGCUCCGUUGCUCCGGAACUUUAUCUUCGGAUUCUCGCCAGAUCCCGACACACUACGAUUUGUUUUACUGUCUAGCAAUGGCUGACAGGCUUCCCGGAGUGAUCGCUCUGUUUGAUGUGGAUGGCACCCUCACGCCGCCUCGGAAGCUAGUGGAGCCAGAGAUGGUCGAGUUUAUGCAGAGGCUCCGCAAGACAGUGACCGUUGGAAUCGUUGGAGGAUCGGACCUGUCAAAGAUUACCGAGCAACUGGGGCCUGACACUCUGACGGCAUACGAUUAUGUAUUUUCCGAGAAUGGCCUUGUGGCACACAAAGGCGGAGAGCAGAUCGGCAAUCAGAGCCUGAAAACAUAUUUGGGCGAUGAUAAGCUCAAGGGAUUUAUCAACUUCACACUCCAUUACAUCGCCGACCUUGACAUUCCCAUCAAGAGAGGAACAUUCAUUGAGUUUAGGAUGGGCAUGCUCAACGUGUCUCCCAUCGGACGUAACUGUAGCCAAGAAGAGAGGGACGAGUUUGAACGAUACGACAAGGUUCAUAAGAUUCGUGAAACUAUGGUUGGAGUGCUGAGGGAAAAGUUUGCAGACUUGAACUUAACAUUCUCCAUUGGUGGCCAGAUCAGCUUUGAUGUCUUCCCUGUCGGCUGGGACAAAACGUACUGCCUCCAGUUCGUUGACAAGGACUUUCCAACCAUCCACUUUUUUGGAGACAAGACGUACAAGGGGGGCAAUGACCACGAGAUAUUUUCAUCAGAGAGGACCAUCGGCCACACAGUGACUAGCCCUGCUGACACUCGAGCCCAAUGCACCGAGUUGUUCCUCUAAUCGGCUUGAAGGUUGUGUGAAGGUCUUGUGAAGCGUUAUGCUAUGGAUGUAAACCCGAGGAAUCUUGGCUUGGAUGCCCCUUUUGAGUCCAGCUCAUCUAUUGAAAUAAAUGAGGCUUGAUGUUCUGCUUGGCAUGGCAUGGCACUACAAGGCCUGUACAACACUGGUAGAUUUAAUAUAGAUGACCUUAUUUGUGGCAAGCAGGA